GACCCUCAGAAGAUUCUUUACAGUUGUGAUGAAAGGAAUGAAGAGGGCCGAGACGAGGAGGAUGACGGUGAGACAUUAAUGGCAGAUGAAAGCAGCCUGCUCAGACGAGGCGUCGAACCAUCAUCGCUGCAUCGCCCGCCGGGACGACCACCCGCGCGUUUCAGGAUCAAAGACGUAACCGCAGAGGUUAUACGCGACUACCAGCACUAUGAUCCAGGAGAGGAUCUCGAUGUGUCGGAUCAGUCUGAUGGUCAGCAAGCGACUGCUUCCAACGACGUGUCGCCGCCUACGGUGCACGACCAGGGUACACCAUAUCAGGAACAUUUCAAUUGGCAUCACAAUCCGACUUUCCCAGCUGCGGAGCCUAAUAUUACUAGUCUUCGGUCUACUGAUUAUGUUCCUCUGCCCACUCCAGGAGAUCUCGAGUCCAUUUGGCACAGUCCCGUCGCCACUACGUAUCUAGACGAUAGCGUAUUCCUGCCAGGCUCAGCAUAUCUCGAUGCGCAUUCUACUUUUCGAAACCACCUUAUUCAGGAAGUGAGAUCCAAUGUGCCGACUCGACAAGUCACGCCUGAUCCUACACGCAUCGAGCAUGUAUGGGGAGUUAAUGCGGACUACAACCCAGACACCGAGAGCCACAUCACAGAGAUCCCCACUCGCCUUAACGCAGUCGAAGAACAAACUCUCACAAACCCCUCCUCAGCCCCCCAGCUAUCCCCAGAAGAAGAAUUCGCACUCUGGAAAAAUUGGUUCGAUGAAGUCGCACCUUGGAUCGAUAAAUUCGAUCCUGAACGCCAUUUCCGACAUACACUUCCCGUUAUAGCGCGGUCUCACGACCACUUGCGAUACUCCAUACUUGCGCUAUCAGCACGCCAGACAGAGCGAAAGAACAACAGCAAGCACACGGAGAGGAGUUUAUCUCUGUACCAAACAGCCAUUCAACUCGUCUUACCACAGCUACACACGCGCAGCACGCCCGUAAUAGCAUCAUGCGUUGUACUCUGCGUACUGGAGAUGCUGAGUUCGUCGGCAAAAGCCUGGCACCAGCAUCUCGAUGGGUGUGCACAUCUCUUGGAAGCUGUGGGCAUCAAUGGCUUCUCAGGCGGUGUCGACCAAGCGCUCUUCUGGUGCUUUGCGAGGAUGGAUGUUUGUGGUGGGCUUAUCGCAUCUUCCAAAACGCUUAUACCGGUUGAGCACUGGGCUGACGGUAUGGAUCUUGACGGUGAUGUGGAGCGCUUCCGAGCGGACGGCGGAUACAACGUCCAUGCGUGCGAAGCGGUGUAUCUUGUUGCGCAGAUACUCGGCUUACUGUCUUUCCAUUCAAAUCUAGCUGGGAGGGUUGGUGCUACACCACCCACAUGCGCAGACACAGAUGAAGCAUACACAGUGCGAUGGACUCGCCUCUGGUCUCACGUCUCUGCAUGGUACACCGCCCGCCCCGCAGAAAUGCUACCCAUAUCUUGCUUCUCGACCUCCGCAUCCCCUUUUCCGAAGAUCCUGUACAGCAACCCGGCCGCCAUGUCUGGUAACCAGCUCCAUCAUACGGCGUGUAUCUUGCUGCUUCGACACAAGCCUUCAGGCGUUAUCGUCACACCCAAGCCCAACUCCAUCUUCUGGCACGCGCGCCAAAUCUGUGGGAUAUCGAUUAGCAACGAUGAUCAUGCUGCUUGGACGAAUGCGAUACAGCCGUUGUGGAUUGCGGGCCAGUGGAUGAGUCAUGAGAGUGAGCAGAAGGCGAUUUUGCAGCUGUUGGAGAAGAUUGAGAAGCAAUCGGGAUGGACUCAGCGCCUAUUCUUGAGAGCCGCUCGUGUUCACGGGUUUGGCAAAAUCUUUUGGCCCCCCAUGUUCAGCCUCAUAGCCUUGUGUAUUGAGAUAAAAGCUUCUUCGUUGCUGAGAAUAGCGGCAGAAAGUCAUCCACAAUCCAGCAUCGAUCUAGCCUUGCUGCAACUAGCAUCUGUCAGUAUGGGUAACAGCUUUGGUUUUCUAAAGAACGUAUCUGGAAGUCCUUUCCAAUUCGCCGUGCUAGAGGCUUGCCAGGCUGAGAACAUCAAUUUGACCCAGGCUUGCAACCUAACGUUCAGCGCAAAUCACGAGCUUCUUUCAAUCGGUAAUGUGACGCGGGGAAAGAUGGUGCCGCAGCCUGGAAUAGCUGGCAUUGGAAUAUGGUUCGCAACGCUGCCGUUCUUUGUUGUUGUAAUAACUGCUAUGUUGUACACAUUCCUCAUAUUCGUGGCAAAGAAAAGAUUCUCUGGAUCCAACCUCUUGGCGUGGUUUAGAGACAAACGUAGCAAAGACCAGGAUGCCAACACCACAAACACAGAGCCGUCUUGGGAAGACAAGAUGCGCGCAGUAGGUCGAACCUUCGUCUUGAGUGUUGCAGACACUCAGAUCAUCUUUGUUGGAGGAUUCCUUCUCGGUUUCGCUGGCCAGGGCAAGUGUAAACUGACGAGCUACCACUUCACUGCAUCGGUUAGCCAGAUGAUGAUUGCGCUGUCUGCCAUCACUUUUUCUGUCGCUCUGGUACGGACCUACUGGCGAAAUCCACUGGCCGCAGCACUCCGGCUAGUUCUUUCUCUCGGAGCUUUUAUUGGCGUCGGUAUAACCAUUUUCAGGGAAGCCGACUACGCUCCAUUUGAUCUGUAUAAGCCUCCAGAAAAGGAUAGUGCCAUCCUACUUCCAGUGGCUUGCUUGUUGGAAGGAACACUACGCUCCGCGGCAGAGAAGCAAGCACAGGAGAGCGACGCAGAUCUCGGCUUCGGAGCAGCACUCAAUUGGUUCUGGCCAGCACCCGACAGAACCUUGUUCAUCGUCCUCGGCGUCACCUUCCUGUGGGCGCACUUUCUGGGUUUCGUUCGCUUUCGCGAAUCCCGCAAAUUUCGCAACCAGGCAAUAAAAGAACGGUCCUGUAUGCGGAAAUCCUUCAGUCGCUUGUACCUGGGGUCGGUAAUUCUCAUGCCUACCGGGACGUCGAUCUUCUGCUGGAUCCGCGUCUACAUCAUGCGCAAGUGGGUAGAUGAGUCUGGCUGGAUGGAAAGUCCUAAUACUGAGAUGAUCAUUUGGGACUCUGGCGGAUUGAUCGCGAUGGGAAUCAUUAUCACAGUCUUAAUGAACGUACUGACUGAGGCCUUCGAGAGAAAGAAGGAAGAAGCGACGAAGGAGAUUGAAGAAGGGGCGGCGUAUAAGCAGCUUGUGUCUCGGGAUCCUUCACCAAUGCACAUGAACGACCGGGGGUACAACCUCUGGCCAACUAGUACCAACCUCGGGUGCAACGAGGGUACACCCUCACAAGGACUCCAUCUGUUCACUUCCCGAUUCGUCGUCUCGAAAUCGCCUCACUCGACGGGCCCCGCCACCAUGUUCACGAGUUUCACCGGCAACACGCGAAAGGCGCGUCAGGUGAACCUCGGCGGAAAGAAGACAAACCCCUUCGGUCCUCCCGGCUCCGGCGCCGGAUCCCAGGCCGCCCUCGACCGCGCACAACAAGACCGCGUGCAACGACAGCGGGAACGAGAUACGCUGAAUGCGGCCAAGCGGAUACAGAAGGUAUGGCGGGGUCACUCCGCCAGGAGAGAUGUAGCCGACGAGCUACGGGGGGCAUGGGAUCGGGCAGAAGAGUCGAGCGGCUCUUCGCAUACCGUGGCAUACAGCUCCGAGGGAGAAGCCCUGGCCCAGCUGCAACGGCUGCUCCGCUUCGCUUCCUCACGGAGUGAUGACGAUCUGAGACGGAUACAACACUAUGCGUCGCGACAGAUGGAAGCAGUCAAGAAACUGGGCAUUGCUUCGAGCGGACCAUGGCCGUGGGCUUAUUUGAGGCUGCAGCGCAUAUUGCUCGUCGCUAUAGAACGGCAGCUUCAGAAGACCUCGACAGUCCAAUGGCAACAGAUUAGACCCUCUGUGGAUGUGUUACAUUUCCUCGCAGACCAGAUACCCGCCGAAACGUCCCAAAACGCCCAAAAUUACUACCGCGCCCUCGCGCUCGUCGUGUCCACAUUUACCUCAAUACUUGAAGCACAAAGUGACGGGUCAGACAUGAGCGACAUCAUAGCAAGGGCAGCUAUCUCGCCGAUGAAGCGGGUGACCGGAUAUACACUAGAUGCUUACGAAGCCUUUGGCAUACAUUUCUUGACUCUCCCGCUACUAGCAUCAGACUCGCCAUCACCGUGCCUACACAAGUUCCGCGACUCGCUCGCCGACUCAAUCAACUACAAACUACUUGCGAACGCAUUGGCAACUCUCUCUAAGAAAGCAGGACUGCAAAGCAAAGCCGAAUUGAAGAGCACGUCAAGUCGACUGCGUUUGCUGGGAAACUUCAUCUACUUUCACCGCUACGCUCAUAACUUUGACACUCCUGAAGCGUACGCUAUCCACAAAGAUUUCGUAGCCGUAGUCUCCGUUCUGUUGAACUCUCUACCAGUCAACAUCGUUGACGAUGGUCAUCCAAUCGCCGAGCUUUCGGAAGAUGGCAUCGAGCAAGACUCCGAAAUAGUGUCUGGUUUCUUGAAAGAGCAAGUUGGCUCGCUGGUGCACCAGGAAGGCAUUGGUAGUCUUCUCGCCGGAUCUUCGCAGUCAGCAGAAGCUUCGGACGAUGAGAAGAUUGAUGAAGCACGCCAGCUCGCAAACUAUGCCCUUGCAUUACUUCGAUUCUUUCCCCGCCGAGGUGACGAAAUACGGAUGUGGCUGUACAUUGGUCCAUCGGAGGCAUCUGAAAAAAGUACAAAGAAGCUUCCGGCGAUCAGGUACUUCUGGGAGGCGUCGAAACGAUCAUCCGUCUUCAGCACAAUCUUCAAAGACUCCAGGGCAGCUAUUGGACUUUUAAAGCCAAAGUCAUCGAGCAUGAACGGCUCCGACCGCCCGGGAACAUCGGGACUGACACAUCACGGUUUCUGGCAGCCAGCGCAGCAGCAAGUCGACCGCGAUGCUAUCACUACUGAUGAGUGGCGGGUUAUUCUUGUGUUCUUGGAACUAUACACCUUUGUGCUUAAAGUCACUGAUGAUGAGGAGUUCUUUACGUCUGGACAAAAGGAUGUAUACUCUGGUCAAAUCCGCGACAGUGGCUUACCCCUGACUGAAGUAAAGGAUCUGACAACCUUCCUCAAGAAUCUGGGUUUUACACUUUACUUUAACGCAGUAGACAUUACGAAUUCAGACGAGGACAAUAGGAGCAAUGGUACAAGUCUCAACUACUUCAAUCCGCAAGUAAUGGACAACCAAGCCCAAAAAGAGCAUGCUGAGCCAUCAAUAGGUGGUGUCGCGGGCUUGAAGAUCGAUUACGUGAAAGGUCUAGUCACUGGGUUGCUCCGUAUGGUGUACGAACGGGACUCGCGACGCAAGUUUCUGCCUGCAGACCACUGGUUGAUGGUUUCGCGGUUCGACAUGACUGGAUUCAUUCCUGCCGUAGUUGAAGAGGAGGAAUCGCGACAUAAGAUUCAAGAGGAAGACGCAGAUGAUCUCGAUGACCUGGAAGAAGAGGAGUUUGAUGAUACGCCACAGCUCAUUGGCACUAGUCGAACGCAACAGCAACGACGCUUGGAGAAGCUACAACGGCAGCAGCGCAAGGCUUCGCGGAGACGGUACCUGCAAGCGGUGGCGCCUCGUCUUGAGAUUUUGCAAAAUAUGCCCUUCUUUAUACCCUUUACCACUCGAGUCCAGAUCUUCCGCGAGUUUGUCAAGCUAGACAUGAUCAAACGAAGAGGGUCUGCGGAUCCAGAAUUUUGGCGAUUCAGAACGAUGCAGCAGCCAAACGCACGAAGUCAGUUGGAGAAACACACUGCAAGGAUCAGGAGAGAGAACGAGUUCGAUGAUGCUUUCGAGCAGUUUUAUGAGUUGGGCCAAGGCUUGAAGGAGCCGAUCCAGAUUACCUUUAUGGAUCAGUUUGGCGCUCCCGAAGCUGGUAUUGACGGCGGCGGAGUCACCAAGGAGUUUCUAACCAGCGUUACCAGCCGAGCAUUCAUGCCAACAGACUACAUUGACAUGUUUGUCGAGAACGACCAGCACCUCCUUUACCCUAAUCCCGCCGCCCUCGAAGAACACAAAGAAGCCCUCCGCCAAGCCGGCAUCCGUGAAGGCUCCCAGGAGUACCGUGCACAAAUUACUGAACUCCUCCAACGCUACGAGUUCCUCGGUCGCAUCAUCGGCAAAUGUCUCUAUGAAGGUAUCUUGGUCGACGUCAACUUCGCCCCCUUCUUCCUCCGUAAAUGGGCUCUAACAGGCGGCACGGGUUCCGCUCCCAACGAAUCUGGCUACCGCCCCACGCUCAACGAUCUCCGUGACCUAGACGAAGAACUCUACCAAGGCCUGCACAAACUCAAAACCUACCCCGGCGAUGUCGAAGAUUUCUCCCUCAACUUCACCGUCACCGACACGGUUGUCGUUGACCACACGACCUCGCCCAAGAAGACCAAAGCCAUAACCAAGGACCUGAAACCCGAUGGCUCCAACACCCCCGUCACAAAUCAAAACCGCCUCGUCUACAUUAGCUACAUGGCGCGUCACCGCUUGCAAAACCAACCGUACGCCCAAACCGCCGCUUUUUUGCGUGGUCUAAGCACAAUGAUCCAACCCUCGUGGCUCUCUAUGUUCAACGCCUCUGAACUCCAAACCCUCAUCUCAGGAACCCGCACACAAAUCGACAUUGACGACCUACGCCGCAACACCAUUUACGGCGGCACCUAUGUAAUCGGCGACGACGGACUCGAACACCCCACCAUCCAACUCCUCUGGAAAGUCAUGAAGGAAAUGAGUGACGAUGAACGACGGGCUGUGCUCAAGUUUGUGACGAGUACGCCGAGGGCGCCGUUGUUGGGGUUUGGGACGCUGAAUCCGAGGUUCAGUAUUAGGGAUGCGGGGAGGGAUCAGAGUAGGUUGCCGAGUACGAGUACGUGCGUUAAUCUUUUGAAGUUGCCAAUGUAUGAAGAUGAGGAGACGCUGAAGGAGAAGCUUUUGUAUAGUGUCUUUUCGGGCGCUGGGUUCGAUUUGAGCUAG
Alternaria burnsii is the source of this 6981-nucleotide messenger RNA. RefSeq names its product e3 ubiquitin-protein ligase nedd4. Lineage: Eukaryota; Fungi; Ascomycota; Dothideomycetes; Pleosporales; Pleosporaceae. The annotation marks the transcript as partial. The transcript is spliced from 7 exons. The record is from RefSeq and is a predicted model, not a curated record. Gene Ontology annotation, biological process: protein polyubiquitination; ubiquitin-dependent protein catabolic process. Gene Ontology annotation, molecular function: ubiquitin protein ligase activity; protein binding.